AUCAUUAUAAUACCACUCUUAUUUCAGCAUCAAGCAGUAGGGAAAUAUAAACAUAUAGCAUUAAUUUUUAGUUUUCGAAGUGUCACACUCCCAGGCAUCAUGUCCCGUUCUGCACAUUCUAAGACCCGGCCAGAAAAAUCGCGUACUCCAUCAUCUCCUACCCCUCAUGCAGCGGCCAUUGCCCCACCACCUGAUAUUGUCCCUGGACGCUUGACAGAACUUGACUGGGCCACCAUGGUAGCCAAAGAAGAGGGAGAAGAAGUGGUAUAUGCAGUUAUAGAAGAGCUGAUGAGCCGGGUGAUGGAGGAGAGUCUACAUCUUUAUGUAAAGAAAGAGCUGAUACCGUACACAGUGUCCAAAGUAUAUGAAAGAAUGCUUCAAGUUGUCCAGUGGCGCUUCAUGGAGCCGGAUAAAGGAGAGGAAGUGGUGGACAACCCUACCUGGCAGGAAGAUGAAGAGCCAAAGCCAUGUCGCAUAGAUUCUUGGGCUAGUGGUGCAGUGCCCGUGGUUUACUCCCACCAGAAACAGUGUCUUCAGGUACUCUGUCUGUGGUGAAGAAGCCAGUUGCUAUGCAUCU
Messenger RNA from Polypterus senegalus (gray bichir), 577 nucleotides. RefSeq lists its product as uncharacterized. Lineage: Eukaryota; Metazoa; Chordata; Cladistia; Polypteriformes; Polypteridae. The record is from RefSeq and is a predicted model, not a curated record. Bases 100 to 555 code for a protein of 151 amino acids. The transcript has 2 exons.